Molecule: messenger RNA, 1333 nt
Organism: Formica exsecta
Lineage: Eukaryota; Metazoa; Arthropoda; Insecta; Hymenoptera; Formicidae
Product: glutathione S-transferase 1-1-like
Exons: 5
Coding region: 308-1045 (245 amino acids)
Biological process (GO): glutathione metabolic process
Molecular function (GO): glutathione transferase activity
Source: RefSeq, a predicted model, not a curated record
UAUAUAUAUAAAGAGCUAUCUAUCCAUCUAUUUCUGAUAAAGGUCAGACAUCGCUUAUGUUCGUAAUACUGAACAUGUCAGUAUAUCGAUUGAUGAAAAGCUCGUAACUUUAUCCAGUUCAGUCUUGCACGAACCUGGAAUCGCAUGUGUAUUCUCUUUUUCGCGAAACAAAUAUUUUCCUUAUGAAAUAAUUUGUAAUUGAUAACAAGGUGUUUAACUUGUAAACGCGUUUUGCACACACCAAUAUAAGUAAAAAAAACUUAUAUAUCGAUAAAAAUAACUAAUUUUGAAUAAAGUAAGACCAAAUAUGCCUGUGCAACUGUAUUAUUUGCCUCCGAGUCCACCAUGCCGAGCCGUAAUGCUCACGGCAGAAGCGAUUGGGCUCGAAAUGGAACUGAUAAUGCUGAACAUACAGGCUGGUGAGCAUUUGACAUCGGAAUAUGAACAGUUGAACCCACAGAAAACGAUCCCCUUUCUAGUCGAUGACGAUGUCAAGAUAUCAGAAAGUCGAGCUAUUAUGUCUUAUCUCGUUGAUCAGUACGGCGAGAAUGAUACAUUAUAUCCGCAAAAUCCAGAGGCACGUGCUCUAGUCGAUCAACGAUUAUACUUCGAUCUUGGCACGCUCUACGCGAGCGUGUUCCAUUAUUACAUGCCCGUGUUAAGAAAGCAGACCGAUACAUACGAUCUGGCGCAAUAUGAGAAAAUGACGGAGGCCUUUCGAAUUUUGGACAAGUUUCUCGAAGGACAUGAUUACGUGACCGGAGAUUAUUUGACGAUCGCCGAUCUUGCCUUGGUCUCAUCUGUUACCACAGCAGAGGUUUUUGGAUUCCACUUGGACGAUUAUGAAAAUGUUACCAAUUGGUUGGAAAAAGUUCAAACAUUUGCACCUGGAUACGAGAAGGCUAACGGCGAGCCACUCGAAAUAUUUAAAAAAUUCGUAGAAGACUCACGAGACGAAAAAAAAGACGAAGAAAAAGAAGGAGAAGAAGAAGAAAAGGAAGAAGCGGAAGAAGAAAAUGAAGAAGCAGAAGAAGAAAAUGAAUAAUAUAUUAUAUCAAAUACAUUAUUUCUAAUUGUUUGCGAAUACAAGGCAGUGAAUAAAAUACUUGCAUAGCACUUUAAUGUGAUGCUCCCAAUUAAAUUUCAAUUAUAUAAUAAUUGUAAAGAAAAGUAAUCUCUGCUAUGAAAAAAAAACAACUUUAUUUAAGCUUAUAUGUGGGAUAAUCAUAUAUCAUUUUUUAAAACUUUUCUUUCAGAUCUUUGUAUUUUCUAAGCAUACUUUAUAAAUACAAAAUAAUAUGAAUAAGAGCAAAUAAAAAGGAAACAAUGCACA